Helobdella robusta is the source of this 303-nucleotide messenger RNA. RefSeq lists its product as hypothetical. The coding region runs from base 1 to 303 and encodes 100 amino acids. NCBI's taxonomy places the organism in Eukaryota, Metazoa, Annelida, Clitellata, Rhynchobdellida, Glossiphoniidae. The transcript has 3 exons. The record is from RefSeq and is a predicted model, not a curated record.
AUGCAACGCAUGCAUUGCAUGGGUUCACUUGUAUUCACAUGCCUGUGUGUUGUGUACGUUUCAGAUAUCUCUGAUUUCAACCAAAGAACUGGAUUGGAUGGAAUUUUGGGAGAAUCAAACGAAAAUCGGAAAUGGAUGAAGAUAAAAGUUGAAUUGGACGAUCUGGGACAAUACAGUGGUGUUCUGGUUGACAUCCUGAUUUUCAACAAUCUCGUUGUGUGUGACCAGCUUGGACCACUUGGCAAGUCCCAAACGAUGGCUAUGCCCGUCGUUGGAAAGUUGUUGCUGAACGCUGUACCGUAA